AUGGGAAAUAAUUAAUCUUAGGAAUCUUUAUCUAAGUCAAAUUCAGAUGUUAAAGUCUUAGAUGUUAAGAAAUUUAUAAGUAUUAAAAGAGACCCAGUUACAGGAAAAUUGAUUGGUGUUCCUAAAGAAUGGGCAUCUCAUCUUGAUGCUGACUAAAAAUAAAUUGUAGAGACUAAUUAACUUCCAGAAGAAGUGAAAAUUCAUAAAUUACCUGAGAGUAUUUUAGAUUUACAAAAUUCUAUUCAAAACUAAAAGAAUUAGAGAUAAGAAUUUAUAAUAGAUAGAAAUGCAAAUUUAGGUCUGAAGGGUCUGGACAUUGAAAUAGAAAAAUAAAUAUAUAAUAGCGGUGUGAGUAGGAAUGAAAUUAUUAAAGAUUCUGAUAACUUUAUCUCUAUACUUGAAAUAUAUGAUGGAAAAGAAUUAUCAUGUAAAUAAAACUUUAGUGAGAUGACGUAAACUGAAUUUUUGAUUGAAAAUCCUGCUCAAAAGUAUAUAUUUAAUGAAUAAAUUGAUAAAGGGGUAAAUUGUAAACUUUAUAAAAUAAUUGAUAGACAACUAAAUAAGGUUUUGGUUGCUAAGGUAUUUAAAUUUCAUGAUAACUUUAAUUGUUAUCACUUUAAAAGAGAAAUAAGUUAAAUUCAACAAUUGGAGUGUCCAUAUAUUGUAAAAUAUUAUGAAACAUAUCUUUAUAGUGGAUGUUUGUAAAUAAUCAUAAUAAUACUAGCUUCAUAAUAUAAGAGUUUAUGAAUUUUGGAAACCUAAAAAAAUUGAUCAGACUUUAUGAAAAAAAGAUUGAUGAAUCAAUAAUUGGAUAUAUACUUUAUCAAAUAAUGAUAGGUUUGAAAUAUUUGCAUUUUAAAGGCAAAAUUCAUAAACAUUUAAGUUCAAAAAAAGUAUUGAUUAAUGAAAAAGGAGAUGUCAAAUUGUUGAUUAUUGAUUGCAAAAUUGAAUUUAAAAAAGAUAAGGAUCCGUAUUGGAUUGCCCCAGAAAUAAUAGAAUAAUAAAUUAUACAAGAAAUAUCUGAUAUUUGGGGUUUAGGAAUCAUAGCAUAUGAACUCUCAGAACUAAAUCCUCCUUAUUUUGAUGAACAUCCUAUAAGAGUUAUGUACAACAUAGUGAAUUAACCUGCUCCUAAAAUUAGUAAGCAAAGAAGCUCUCAAUUUUAAGAUUUUACUCAAAAGUGUUUAAUUAAGGUAUUUUUUCUCAAUAUUUAGAAUUAUGAGAAAAGAUCCUAAUUAAGAGAUUUGCUGAAACAUGAUUUUAUAAUCUAAAACAGGGAGAGAGGAAGAUAAAAUCUAAUUGAUUUAUUCAAGAAUAUGAAUGUAGAUUAAAAAUAGAAAUUGAAAAAAAACAAUAGUUUAAAAUGA
Paramecium sonneborni is the source of this 1367-nucleotide messenger RNA. Lineage: Eukaryota; Ciliophora; Oligohymenophorea; Peniculida; Parameciidae. The record is from the annotation of a GenBank genome assembly.